AUGAUCAUUUCUACUGCAUUGUUAUUGCUACGGUUAUUUGUAUUUUCUAGCUUUGAAGAUGCAGUAAAUGAUAUAAUUGAGAAAUAUAUUUCACAAUGGCCUAAUGAUACUUAUCAAGAAUUUACAGAAUUAUGUGUCAAAUACAAACUAUCAAACCAAGUAACCGAUUCACUUAUUCGCUUCUUUAACAAAAAUGCGAAUUUAGAUGAGUCACCUUUACCAAAAAAUGCUAAAGAUAU
Funneliformis geosporum is the source of this 239-nucleotide messenger RNA. Lineage: Eukaryota; Fungi; Glomeromycota; Glomeromycetes; Glomerales; Glomeraceae. The record is from the annotation of a GenBank genome assembly.